This is a messenger RNA of Hypanus sabinus (Atlantic stingray), 3235 nucleotides long. RefSeq names its product 1-acylglycerol-3-phosphate O-acyltransferase 5 (lysophosphatidic acid acyltransferase, epsilon) (gene agpat5). Gene Ontology annotation, cellular component: mitochondrion; endomembrane system. The transcript has 8 exons. Gene Ontology annotation, molecular function: acyltransferase activity. The record is from RefSeq and is a predicted model, not a curated record. Lineage: Eukaryota; Metazoa; Chordata; Chondrichthyes; Myliobatiformes; Dasyatidae. Bases 134 to 1231 code for a protein of 365 amino acids.
CGGCGCUCGGCCAAUGAACGGCGACGAUGCUGGAGGGUGGUAGCACGGCGCUAGAGAUGGCGGGGUUGCGGCGGCGGUGAAACGGAGCAGGUUGUCAAUUAUUUCACAUUCCACUUCCCGUUGUGCCGCCGUCAUGCUGCUGUCGCUAGUGGUACACACGCACUCGCUGCGCUACUGGUUGCCCGCCGCCGUGAUGUUGGGCACUGCGCCCGCCUACCUGCUCAGCUGGGCCGCCUGGCGCCUCCUGUCACUGCUACUACCCGCACGCUUCUACCACCCGGUGGACGACCGGCUCUACACUGUCUACCAGAGCGUCGUGCUCUUCUUUUUCGAGAACUACACUGGGGUGGAGAUUAUUAUAUAUGGAACCCUGCCAAGCAAAAAGGAGAAUGUGAUAUACUUGUCUAAUCAUCAGUGCACAGUUGACUGGAUCAUUGCAGACAUGUUGGCAAUCAGACAAAAUGCACUAGGCCAUGUGCGUUACGUCCUGAAGGAUGGACUGAAGUGGCUUCCGUUGUAUGGAUGGUACUUCUCUCAGCACGGAGGAAUAUAUGUCAAGCGAAGUGCCAAAUUUAGUGAAGAGGCAAUGACAAGUAAACUACACCAACAGAUAAAGUCAGGUACUCCAACUUACCUUGUAAUUUUCCCAGAAGGAACCCGUUACAACCCAGAUCAUCCCCAAGUGAUUGCAGCAAGCCAGGCUUAUGCUCGUAAAGAAGGGCUACCAGAGUUAAGCCAUGUAAUGUCUCCACGUGUGAAGGCGACACAGAUAGCAGUUAACACCUUGAGGUGCCACCUGGAUGCAGUGUAUGAUAUCACAGUAGCAUACGAAGGAACCGUGAAAAGUAAUGGGCAGCGGACAACAGCUCCUUCCAUGCCAGAAUUCUUGUGCAGGGAGUGUCCAAGGAUACACAUUUUCUUCGAACGUAUAGAUCUAAAAGAAAUUCCAGAGGAAACUAUUUUCUUGAAGAGAUGGUUACAUGAACGCUUCGAAGUUAAAGACAGGUUGCUUUCAGAGUUCUACGAAGCAGAUCAUGAACAGAAGAAGUACAGAUUUCUUGGAGAAGGACGCCCAUCACAGUUGAGCCUUCUGAGGACUCUGCCAUCCCUGCUCUUUCUUUGUGGUCUGACAGUCCCCAUGCUCAUGACGGAAACUGGAAGGAAGAUUUAUAUGAAGACGUGGUUUUAUGGGACUUUAGUGGGCUGGUUUUGGGUGAACAUUAGACCUUGAGAAGCCAACUUUUGAAAUUUUAAUUAAAUUGAGUAAUCCAAACAUAAUUGCUUACAUAGCAUUUUUUGGAAGUUACCUUUAAAGUGGGAUUUCUAAAUCGCCCUUGAAGAAAUUUUAUAUUCUAAUGAAAAACGUUUGCCUUAAUGACAGAGACGAGCAUAUUGCAGUAAUGCUCCUGUUUAGUAUGGUUGUAAUGUAGUGGUAAUAAUUACCUGCUCAAUGUAGUUCUAAAGCCCUGAUGUGUUUCUGUGCAUUUUGAAGAAGAAAAUGUUGUCUGUUGCAAGAAUUCAUAUGGUGUAAGAAUGGAACAUUGUGGGAAAGUGCUUGAUUUGAUGUUAUGAUUAACUCUAGGUGUAACAUGUCAAGGGACGAAAGUUUGAUCACGUCGUAUUUGUUUGCAUCGAGUCUUCUAUUUAAUGUUCGACAUUAAUCAGAGGGUCUUCAAUUGUUAGUGCUUCAUUGCAUUUUAUUCUAAAUUAAGGGUGUCAUUACAACCAAUUUAUGGCACUGGUGCUCUGAAUGAUAAGCGCAGGCAAAUUGAUUUAUGGUCCUCUACACUACUGUUAUCUAAGUAUAAUGUUCUCAUAAGAACAUUUAUGGUACAAUAUAAUCAUUUUGUGGAGGGGAGGGAGCAAUGAAGUUCUGAGCGUGUUGCUGAAAGGUUGAUAAAAUACUUAAUUUCAGUUACUAACUGCUAAAUUUUGUAAAGCAAUGAUUUUUAAAUAUAUCUAAUUACUGUGGCAUUUCAGGUUGUAUGUGUAUGUACUAAAUGUACAUAAACGUCAAGUUGCUGGGCUGAAAACAUUUGUUGUCAUUGGUGUAUUCAUCACCUUGAAUACCAUCACCUGAGAAAAACUCCUAGCACAGGCAACUUAGGUGGGUUACACAAUAUUGACCUUGCUGUGGAUAAAUGUUGAAGAAUCUGCCACUUGUCUGUUUAAUCAUUGUUUUGCCUUGCAAUUGUGAACUGUUUAACUGUGAUGUGCCGAUGACUGUAUUUACAGAAAGCAUGUGCCUUUUGCCUGUUACUGUCUGAUCCAUUCUCAAUACCGAUGAACGACAGUCUUAAUACACAGGCAUGUUCAAAAUCCUUCACAAUUACAACUGGAUCUGUCUGUGGACAAUUUGUACUCUGACUAGUGAAGGAAGGUCAGAACUUCCAUGUGUAGUUUCUCCCCUCAGGAUCAAUGGAAAAUCCCAUUUUGUACCAAGUGUACAAACUCAACUUUUUAAUCUUGCUGACAGUUUAUAAUUCCUUCAUAUACUAUUUGAGUUACGCCGGCUGGUGGCAUAGUGGCAUCAGCACUGGACUUCGGGGCGAGAGGUCUCGAGUUCGAAUCUGACCAGCACCUUUGCACGCUCUCCAUCCAUGCCUGGGUUGAGGCUAGCAACUCGACCUCGUAAAAAAAACAUGGCAAGGGAUGGACUCCGCCAGGUUUCAGAUGCGUGCCGCACGAUGAGCAAUCACCAAAAAGAUCAGUACAAAAAGCUUGUCAUGACGGCGCCCCGACAACUCCACCAGGAGUUAAGGCGCACACACAUACUCACAGACACACACACACACACACUUACUUGUGAUUGGAAUUGUGCUUAGGAUUGCUGAUUUGUUAAUUCCAUCCUUAAUUUCAUUUACCUCAAAUACAAUUUGAGCUAAGUAUUUAUAAUUUGUGGAUUUUAUCCCUGGCCUGAUUACAUAAAUUCCUUUUUUUCCCUGGAGCACAGUUGUGGGCUAAUGGGAAGUGUUAUCUAUAAUUUUACAUAUUUUCAGGAGAAUCCAAACAAUUCAGUGCCAAAGUGAUUAAUCAUAGUUUCUUAUACAGAAUAAAAAUCUCCUUUAGCGCAGGUGGCUCCAAUUUUUAAAAGCACAUUUGUUUUAAUAUACAGUAUGUUUACAGCAUUUCCGUACCAUGAAUUUGCAUGCUGAUUUUUUUUAUUUUUUCAGCUUUUUUAAGCAUUAUAAUUUUGUGUAAUAUGUUACAUAAAUAAAUUCUGAUUAAAAUUUAA